AUGACUACGUUGACGGUCGCGGAUCUGAAAGAGAAGCUGAAGGAACGAGGUCUGCCGACAACCGGACCGAAGAGCGAACUGAUGAAGCGAUUACGCGAGGCAGGAGUCGACGCUGAGGAACUGGGUCUGACCGACGAGGUGCUGGACGACGAGUCGCAGAGGGAAGUAGGUGCCCAGAGCGUCGUUAUGGCGGUACAAGAGAACGAUCUCCUACGGAGGGAGAGGGACUUAGCCGCGCGAGAGGUCGAGCUCUUGAGGAGAGAACUCGAGCUGGUAAGGACAACGCAACCGCCAGGAGGGAACGUGCCUGUCCGAGCCUGUGUACGAAAAUGGCAGGAUCUGAAGGAUCUGAUUGGCGAGUACGACGGUGGCAAUUUAGAUUUCGACCGAUGGGAAAAGCAGGUGGAGAAAUUACUUUCUUCAUACGACCUGAGCGAGCAUCAAGCGAAAGCGCUGAUAUGUAGCAAGCUGUCCGGCAAGGCGCUUAGAUGGUUUCACUCGAGGAUCGAUUGCGUCGAACUAACAAUAAGCUGCGAAGACCUUCUCCAAGGAUUAAAACAAAUGUACGGACAACGAGUGGAUCCACUGAAAUUACGACGGAAGCUUGAGGCAAGAAUGUGGAACGCAGGCGAAUCCUUCGCGGAUUACCUCCACGAUAAGGUGAUCCUCGCGAACAGAGUACCAGUUGCUGAGGCUGAGUUAAUUAGCUACGUCAUCGAGGGCAUUCCAAGCCAGGAACUACGCACGCAAGCGCGGGUGCAAUGCUACCAGUCGACGGACGAGAUGCUGAUGGCGUUCGCGGAUGUCCCGUCGCCGAAGGGAGCCCCCCGUAAGCCAUCUACACCGACGCAGAAGAAGCCACAGGAUGGAGAGCAAAAGCCCGAGAAAGCAAGAACGGUCAAGUGCUACAACUGUAACGAGGCCGAUCACGUCGCGGCGAAAUGCACGAAGCCCAAGCGAGAACGAGGAUCUUGCUAUAGGUGCGGCAAAUUAGGACAUCGGGCAGCUCAGUGCGAGUCUGCCAACGAGGGCGUCAAGGAUUCCACCAAGGAAGGUGUUCACUGGGUAACGAGCGAGCAGAGGGAGGACAACGAUUUCCGGCGAAAAAUCGAACUGCAAGUGAAUGCUAAGGACGGUAAUGUUAGUAUUAAUCUCGACGCGUUGAUUGAUUCAGGUAGUCCUAUUUGGUUUGUCAGAAGGCAAUAUAUCCCGCAAGAACUUAUGAUUGUUAAUUCGGAAUCUGACCGAUUUGUCGGUAUAAACGGUAGCGGUUUGAGAGUAUUAGGUUGUGUGAAUGUGACGCUUAUCUAUGAUUAUGAGAAAUACGCGAUCUUGUUACGAGUCGUCCCCAACGAUACGAUGCAAAGCUCAGUUAUAUUAGGUCGCGAUUUUAUGAAGGAGGCAAGACUGUCGAUAGGUAACGAUCGAGAAGUGAACGAAAUUAUGAGUAUCGAUGUUGACCAAGAUUGUCUAGGAGUAUCGGCGCGUGAUAUGCAAGUAAACGAUAAUCUUCCGCUUGAGGUGAAGCAGCGAGCACGCGAAUUAUUAGAAAAACGGUAUCUCGACGCACCGAGGCCGUCGGAACCGGCGACCGAAAAUAUUAUGUCCCUUACCCUUACGAGUAACGAACCAUUUUACUGCAAGCCGCGUAAGCUCUCAUUUUACGAAAAAGGCAAAUUACGGGAAAUUUUAGAUGAAUUGAUUGCGAAAGGCAUUAUCAGGGAAAGCACAUCCGAGUAUGCUUCGCCCAUCGUGUUGACAAAGAAAAAGAAUGGUGAAACGAGAAUGUGUGUAGAUUUUCGGGCACUCAAUAAAAUUACUACUCGCGAUCACUUUCCGCUUCCGCUAAUCGAAGAUCAGUUGGAUCUGUUGGAGGGUAAAAGGUACUUUAUUACACUCGAUCUCAAAGACGGGUUUUUUCACAUAAAGAUGCACGAGGAGUCGAUUAAAUAUACCUCUUUUGUUACUCCUCUUGGGCAGUACGAGUACGUGAGAAUGCCAUUCGGUCUUAAGGGCGCUCCCCUUAAGUUUCAGCGAUGUGUUACUCAAGUUUUUAAGGAUCCGACUAAUGCCGGGGAUAUUUCCGUUUAUCUAGACGAUUUCCUCAUUGCGACUGAGACUAUCGAGCAUCAUUUUCAGAUAUUGCGAAAAGUUUUUGAGUUACUUGUAGCGAACCGAUUAGAGCUACGACUCGAUAAGUGCCGAUUUUUGCAGACGAAACUAGAUUAUCUAGGUUACACUAUUACUAGCCAGGGCAUUCGCCCGACUGACCAGGGUCUUGUGGCGGUCAAGAACUUCCCGAUUCCGCGAAACCUCCGGGAC
Messenger RNA from Vollenhovia emeryi, 2322 nucleotides. RefSeq lists its product as uncharacterized. NCBI's taxonomy places the organism in Eukaryota, Metazoa, Arthropoda, Insecta, Hymenoptera, Formicidae. The transcript has a single exon. The record is from RefSeq and is a predicted model, not a curated record. The annotation marks the transcript as partial. Gene Ontology annotation, molecular function: nucleic acid binding; zinc ion binding.